Molecule: messenger RNA, 1208 nt
Organism: Acanthochromis polyacanthus (spiny chromis)
Lineage: Eukaryota; Metazoa; Chordata; Actinopteri; Pomacentridae
Product: phospholipid-transporting ATPase IC-like
Exons: 3
Coding region: 855-1208 (117 amino acids)
Biological process (GO): phospholipid translocation; Golgi organization
Cellular component (GO): plasma membrane
Molecular function (GO): ATPase-coupled intramembrane lipid carrier activity
Source: RefSeq, a predicted model, not a curated record
GGGAGAACAGUCUGGGAUGUCGGAGGCUUCACCUGGGAGAAGGAGAGAGGUGGGGCCAGGGUAGUGUUGCAUCACAAUAAUGGAGGAAGAUGGAUGAAACUGAUUUGCGUUAUGAAAAGCAGGUGAAAAUGUUUAUGAAAACAGUCCUGCUAAUCGCUAGCUGUGGUCGGUGGAGCUUCAUGACUGGAGGCUCAGCUAUGGCUCCUAGUUACGAGCCAUUUAAAGAACUCCAGGAGAAUAGUAGCCCAUUGCAGGUAAAUUUGAGACUUUUUCUGAAUCGUGUGUGUUAUUCAUAUGACUAAAAAUGUUGCUAUUUACAGCUUUAGUAGCAGCAGACCGGUUUAGGGUAAUUCCAGGCUUCACUCUGUUCAUUUGUUGACAAAUGUGAUCCAGGUAUUUAUUGCUUCACAACUGAGGCGGCAUAGCUUCCAUCCAUUAGCCAUACAUGCUUUAUCUGCUAGAGUAUCACAUUGUGAAGUUUUGCAUAGCUAUUGCUGUCACUGUGUUGUUCCUAUGCUAAUGAAUCUAUUAUGAGUUUGUUAUGGAAACUGUGCAGGUUUGAUGCAAAUUUUAGAAUCUGGGAAGCUUCAGGUCUCUCAAUAGGGUUGCUCAUUCGGCUUCUAUCAAAGAUUCAUCAAGAAGAGUGGGUAUGUUUCUCAGUAUUUCAUCAUAUAGAAGACAAUCCCAGAGCUGUCUUCACUUUGCCUUAGUAGCUUAUUGUUUAUGCCAGAGUAGUUAAUAGAGAAUUGAGGAUAGAGGAUUGCAGGUGAGUGUUUUUGUCAGCAGCAGUGACUUAUAACCUUCUGUCUGUUGUGCUAUAGUUAUGGUAGAGGUAAGCAUGGCAACACAAUGUAAUGAGUUACAAGACUGAUGAAGUCUUGUUGGGGGACCUGAGAAGUCAUAUCAUUGUGUUUCCCACUUCGUGUAGCAUAACCGGAGUCUGUGAACAUCUGAGUCUGCACAGCGUCAUGGCCAAGGAGAGUGUUCAAUCUGGCCUCACAUGGGAGGUGAGGGCAAACAGCCGCCACUACCACAAACACAAACAGAAGAAAUCCUUCCUGUGCUUCCGCUGGGGGCGAUACGCAGAUAACAUGGUGCGCAGCUACAAGUACACUCCCCUCACUUUUCUGCCAUUGACGCUGUUUGAACAGUUCCAGCGAGCAGCCAAUCUCUACUUCCUCCUCAUGAUGGUGAUGCAGGUAGACUGA